AUGCCUGUGGACAUGCAGCCGCACCAGGGGCUGUAUCACUAUGACACCUCGCCUGGACAGCCCCCCAGAGGUUUACUGCCACAAGACCAGUCUCCAUACUGUGAAGUCCCCUCAUUGCGAGCACCGUUACUCAACGGCCCUCCUCAGGACUGCAGAACCAUUUACAAUCCAAUGACUUCCACUAUGGGUCACGGAUCGGCACCAGUGCAGAGCAUCAGUCACUGUCACUUGGACCAAUACAUGAGGCCUCCCCAGGCUCCACCGCCCCUCGGGAUGAUGGGACACAGAAGCAUGACGUCCACGGAAGGCAACAACGCCCCCUACUGCAACCAGAACAACAUGAUGUCUUCCCAUCCCAACUUCUGCCAGUCAAACUCUGAUCAGAUUAGCUCGGGUGAUGGUUCAAGAUUCUCUACACCGCGCUCAAUGCUGAAAUUGAGCAAGAAACGAGCGCUGUCCAUCUCGCCGCUGUCUGACCCUAGCGUGGACCUGCAGACGGUCAUUCGGACUUCGCCCAACUCUCUUGUGGCCUUUGUAAAUGCUCGCUGUACGCCCAACGGGAACGGCGGCAGCUCGUACGGGCAUCUGUCUGUAAGCUCCAUGAGCCCAUCACUAGGCUAUUCCAGUAGCAUGAACUGCCAAUCAAGGCCUCAGGGCUCCAUGUAUGGGGGAGUAGGCGGGAGUACAACGCACACACCAGGCCCGUGCCAGGCUUCUCGGCUUCCCGCACACAACCCUCGUCUCCACGUGCCGCCUAAACAUGGACAACUAAAAACCGAGCCGGGGCUGGGAGUGGGGAUGGAUGCCAUGACUAUGAAAAACUUGGAGGAGAGAUCUGAGGGAGAUUUGGCCAGCCCUUCAUCCACCGGUACUCAGGAUCCCCUCUUGGGUUUGCUGGAUGGCAGAGACGACUUGGAUAAGGAGGAUGGGAAACCCGAACCUGAGACCAUCUAUGAAACAAACUGCCAUUGGGAGAGCUGCAACAAGGAGUUUGACACGCAGGACCAACUCGUUCACCAUAUCAACAAUGAGCACAUCCACGGCGAGAAGAAGGAGUUUGUUUGCCACUGGCAAGAGUGUUCUCGUGAGCAGAGGCCCUUUAAGGCCCAGUACAUGCUUGUGGUUCACAUGCGCAGGCACACAGGGGAAAAGCCACACAAGUGCACUUUUGAAGGUUGCAACAAGGCGUACUCCCGUUUAGAGAACCUAAAGACACACUUGCGCUCUCACACUGGGGAGAAACCCUACGUGUGUGAGCAUGAGGGCUGCAACAAAGCCUUCUCCAAUGCCUCCGAUCGGGCUAAACACCAGAAUCGAACACACUCAAAUGAGAAACCCUACGUUUGCAAGAUUCCCGGCUGCACCAAGCGGUACACGGACCCGAGCUCGCUACGUAAACAUGUAAAGACAGUACACGGUCCAGAGGCCCACAUCACCAAGAAGCACCGAGGCGACACAGGCCCUAGACCGCCUGGCUCAUCUAUGACCCCUGGAGGUCCGGGCACUGAAUUGCUGCUGGAGAAGGAGGAGAAACGCCGGGAGGACUGUAAACUAAUGGCUCCCGAUACUAUUCUGAAAUCCCAGCCAAGCCCUGGUGGCCAGUCAUCAUGCAGCAGUGAACGUUCCCCUCUGGGCAGUACAAAUAACAAUGACAGUGGUGUGGAGAUGAACCUUAAUGCGGCAGGCAGCCUGGAAGACCUCACAGCCCUGGAGGAUGGUGGAACAGCUGGGGCUGGCGCCGGGGAAGCAGGAAGCGGGACGGCAACAAUGGGAAUGUCAGCUCAGGCUCUCAAAAGGCUGGAGAACCUAAAGAUUGACAAACUGAAGCAAAUCCGGCGACCAGCGCCCCCUAGCCGUUGUCUCCCCAACAAGCUACCAGCGCUUCCUUGUUCAAGUGAUUCAAUGGGAAUGUGCGCGCCAUCAACACUUCUCUCAAAUCGGCGCGUCAUGGAGCUGUCCAGUCAUGAGCUUGGAGGCGGGACUUCUAUCAGCGCCAAUGCCAACGACCGGAGAGGAAGCGGGACGAGCAGCCUGAGCUCCGCCUACACAGUCAGCCGCCGUUCCUCCAUGGUGUCGCCUUACUUGUCCAGCCGGCGCUCCAGUGACGUCUCUCAGAUGGCCGCUGCAGGUGGAUGCCACCUUCUCGGCCAAGAUCAAAGCGGUGGGGAUCCCCUUUCCCCGGAAACUAGUCGUAGAGGAGCUCCCUGUCCAGGAGGUGGCGCGCUGCCUGGCCUUUCCAACCUGACACCAGCCCAGCAGUACAGUCUGAAGGCCAAGUAUGCUGCAGCCACCGGUGGUCCACCGCCUACUCCCUUACCUGGAAUGGAUCAGCCGGGCACUCCCGGCAGACGAGGAGGCAUUAUGAGCAACUACCAGGGGCAACCUCUGCCUCCAUUCCUUCAGCAAAGUGGUACGCGUCGGCACAGUGCCAAUACAGAGUACGGCACAGGUGUGAUCUACCCUCACCAGGCUCCGGGUAACACAAAUAGAAGGGCUAGUGACCCGGUGAGAUCGAUAGCAGCAGACCAGCUAGCCCUCCCAAAACGGUUCAACAGCCUCAACAAUAUAUCCAUGAUGGGCCGGAGAAAUGCUUUGCAACACCAAGACCACCGCAGUACUGGAAUCGCACGUCAUAUGUAUUCUCCUCGGCCCCCUAGCAUUACAGAGAAUGUCAUGAUGGAAUCCAUGGGUAUGGACUCCCAGCUACCCCCUUUGAAUGCGAGAGAUCAUUCCAUGGUGAUCCCACCUGGUGAGAGGAGCUUCAUGGGAUACCAGCAGCAGCAGAUGGGAGGUAGCGGACCACUUUCGAACCAACUAUCUCCAAGCCAUGACCCUUUGGGAUGCCCGGACCAAAGUUACAUGAAAGGGCAUUACCAGAACCAAGGAGGGGAAGUCGCUCCCAGGGUAGGUGGAAAUCCUCUGGGUCUAGCGAGGCCUGUUCAACCAGACGUAAUUUCUAAUACACUUCUUCAACAGGCAGAGUACAGUAUGAGCAACUGUCAACUCAGUCCAUCAGGCCACCAUUACCAGACCUUAGGUCAAGGAGUCGAGGCCAGAACUGGUCAAUGGCGCGACGGCCAGAGCCACGCCCAAAGUGCUCUCCAGGACCAACGCAGCCUGCCGUAUUCAGAAGCAAAUAUGGCGCCUCAGCAGGCACAAGUCCACUUUAACAAUCAAACGGGCCUUUAUAACAAUGCAGAGGGAGCUCAUAAACUCACCAUCAAGCCUGAGCAGCAGUUCCACCCUGGCAUGGGGGAUGCUGAUGCCUGUCAAAGUGCUAAGCUUCAGCAGCAGCAGCUCCACCUCCAGCAGGUCCAGGGUUACAAUCCACAGACUGGCGCUCGAGCUAUGAUGAGUAACUCAAACAGUGUGACCUGUGACUAUCAAGAACAGAACCAGAACUCCUUCUCCAGUGGUGGAGGCUUGAGUUUGGGAUGCGCUGGUACCACUCUUUCUGAAGGCCAGAGGUCUGAAACACCCAUGAUGCAGGUAAAGGAGAUGAUGGUGAGGAACUAUGUCCAGUCUCAGCAAGCCCUCAUGUGGGAGCAGCAACAAGAACAGCAGCAUAGUCCAGUAAAACCACCUUCACUUUCUGACAACUUGGAUCUGGCCGGACAGGCAUCAUUAAUGCAACACAGUCCCCAGAACCAAAAUAUGUACUCGAACCAGUCCUUCGCUUCCUAUCCCAAUCAGAACCUUAUCAUGAGCCCUCCGACACAUAGCCGAGAAUCCAGCUCGGCCAUACUUAAAGAGCAGAUGAUGGGGCUCCAAGGUGCUUGCUACAGUCAGGAAAUGGUGGUCCCCAGGCCCCCUCCUCAAGGACGGAAACCUCUGAGUCGCCAGAACAGCUUAUCACAAGGCGGUGGAAGCUACAUGGGAAGUCCACAACAACUCAGCCCGUCCCACUCAGUUUCCAGCCCAAGAAGACCCAUCCGACUGCCUCCAGUCCAGCACCCACAGCAACCACAGCAUGAAAUGUUCUCUUCCAAUAAUAAUGUGUACUACUCAGGCCAUGUCCAUAUGGGCCUAGAAAAACACAUCGAUACCCAGAAUGGACAUUGUCUCCCCCAGGAACACAACAUGGGAGCCAACCUAGACCCAACAGCUGCUACGAAAUCUACGCCCAUGGCUCCCUAUUCACAAUCCGGGCCCAUUUCCAACGCCUUAGAAAACCUGGACCUGGAUAACGCUCGCAUAGACUUCACUUCCAUCAUUGAUGAUGCGGAACCCUCGUCCUUUAGCCCCUUAAACCAUCCCAUUCAGGGUCAAACCGGGUCUUCCUCGCAGACAUCUUCACGUCUCACCACCCCACAGACCUCGGUCACCUUAUCCAACAUGGCGGUGGGGGAUAUGACGUCCAUGCUCAACUCGCUCGCUGGGGAGAAUAAGUACCUGAACACUUUGUCGUAG
Messenger RNA from Nerophis lumbriciformis (worm pipefish), 4410 nucleotides. The record is from RefSeq and is a predicted model, not a curated record. Lineage: Eukaryota; Metazoa; Chordata; Actinopteri; Syngnathiformes; Syngnathidae.